AUGCACCCAGAGUUCACACCAGUUUCGUUCCUCGCAGCUCUGUCGCUGCUUCUCCCUCUGCCAUCGCAAUGGCGAGCACGAAAUGUUGCAACCCUCUCUAUCAUUGCCUGGCUUUUCGUUCUCAAUUUCGUGUAUGGCGUCGAUGCCAUUAUUUGGAGCAACAACGUGAACAUCGUCGUCCCAGGAUCUACGUUUGCCCUUCCCGCUGCCUGCCUUUGCAUUUGCAUUCAUAUCGAGCACGUCGCAUCGCUUUUCGAACUGUUCAUGUGUUUCGGACUGCAGAUGGUCUCCAUGGGACUUCACUACAUCGUGCAAGGCCAUAGGUUCGACAUCAUCGAGGGGUAUGGUUGUCGCCCAGCGACAUAUGUCUCAAUCCCCGCUAUCUUUCUCAUCUGGUUGCCUCCGCUCGUGCUAUCCGUGAUUUCUCUUGGGCGCUUCUUUCGUCCAUUUCACUGCGACGUCGGUCUAAAUUCGCACGUCACCUCGAAACAGUCUCGGAAUGGCCUGACGACUUUUCGUUACUUCCGUCUGAUGCUCAUGGCGAUCGUAGAAAUGAUCUGGAACAUCAUGGUCGCGUCCUACAUCCUUUGGUUCGUCGCAAAGGACGUGCGCCCGUGGACGAACUGGGAUGACGUGCAUUGGGACUUCUCGCGCAUAGACUUAUAUCCCGCUGCCUUCAUGCCAAAGAUCGCACUCACCAACUAUUACCUCGUCUGGUGGGUCGUUCCGGCCUCCACCUUAAUUUUCGUAGCGUUCUUUGCUUUCGGCAAAGACGCCGUGAAUGAAUACACGGCAUGCAUGAUGUGGAUGCGCCGAAAUGUCCUGAAGCGAACGAACGAACGAACCGCUCCAAGCUCUGUUCCACUCACGGAGUACGUCAUAUGCUCUCAACAUUGA
Messenger RNA from Suillus bovinus, 897 nucleotides. RefSeq names its product GPCR fungal pheromone mating factor. The record is from RefSeq and is a predicted model, not a curated record. Bases 1 to 897 code for a protein of 298 amino acids. Gene Ontology annotation, molecular function: mating-type factor pheromone receptor activity. Lineage: Eukaryota; Fungi; Basidiomycota; Agaricomycetes; Boletales; Suillaceae. Gene Ontology annotation, biological process: G protein-coupled receptor signaling pathway. The transcript has 5 exons. Gene Ontology annotation, cellular component: membrane.